Molecule: messenger RNA, 5849 nt
Organism: Trichomycterus rosablanca
Lineage: Eukaryota; Metazoa; Chordata; Actinopteri; Siluriformes; Trichomycteridae
Product: rho-associated protein kinase 2-like
Exons: 34
Coding region: 668-5149 (1493 amino acids)
Biological process (GO): peptidyl-threonine phosphorylation; cortical actin cytoskeleton organization; embryonic morphogenesis
Cellular component (GO): cytoskeleton; centrosome; cytoplasm
Molecular function (GO): Rho-dependent protein serine/threonine kinase activity; ATP binding; small GTPase binding
Source: RefSeq, a predicted model, not a curated record
GCAGUGCUAAAAGUGCGGGGUGAGAUCAGAGAGCAGGAAUACCCCCAACCUCACAGUCUUCGGUUCAGUACACAUACACAGACUAGUUUCUUUUUCAAUCAGGUCUGUGCGUGUGGGUGAAUGCAGAAGAUCAGUGAAGGUUCGUGUCCCACACUGACUGACAGAAGGAGGAGGACACAUGCGGUUACUAGACUAAUAAGGGCUGCUCGGAAGGACGCCGGUAGAACUGUUUAAUACAAACCUGAGGAUCUAGACUAAACUACUGGACUUUAUAUUGAAUUCUACUCAGACUUUGAGAGCAGUGCUAAAAGUGCGGGGUGAGAUCAGAGAGCAGGAAUUCCUCAACCUCACUGUGUUCGGUUCAGUACAGAUACACAAGCGGCUGAUAAACGCGCACUAGUUCCUUCUUAAUUCAGCGAGCGCAUGUGGGUGGUUCGUGUCCCGCACUGUGACUGAAGGAGGACGGAGGACGCAUGCGGUCACUAAUUUAACAGGGGCUGUUCGGAAGGACACCGGUAGAACUUUUUAAACUCCGGAUACAAACCGACUGAGGAUCUAGUCUUGUUUUCAUUUCCAAAUUCCUGGAUUUUAAGCUCUACGAUCAGCCCAGAUCUGCUGUGUUUCUGUCUCAUGUCUGUGAGAACUUUGAGCUCUGUUGACUGGCACCAUGACGCCCGGAGCUGAGAUGAGACUCGAGUCCCGACUUAGUAAACUGGAGGCCUUGAUCAGAGACCAGCGAUCAGCCCUUAAUUUGGAGAGUCUGUUGGAUUCCAUAAAUGCUUUGACCUUUGAUCUGAACCAUCCGGCACUGAGGAAAAACAAAAACAUUGAUGCCUUCCUGAGCAGAUAUGAGAAGGUUGUGAAUCGGCUGAGGGAGCUGCAAGUGAGGCUGGACGAUUUCGAACGAAUCAAACUAAUCGGUAGAGGAGCCUAUGGAGCAGUGCAACUGGUGCGACACAAGGUCUCCAAGAAGGCCUACGCUAUGAAGAAGCUCAGUAAGUUUGAAAUGAUUAAGCGUUCAGAUUCUGCCUUCUUCUGGGAGGAGCGUGACAUCAUGGCUUUCUCCAACAGCCCCUGGAUCGUACAGCUGUGCUGCGCCUUCCAAGAUGAGCGCCACCUCUACUUAGUGAUGGAGUUCAUGGCUGGCGGAGACUUGGUCACCUUGACCAUGAACUACGACAUGCCUGAGGAAUGGGCGCGCUUCUACACGGCUGAAGUGGUGCUGGCGCUGGACGCCAUCCACUCCAUGGGCUUCAUCCACAGGGACAUCAAACCCGACAACAUGUUGUUGGACCGCAGUGGACAUCUCAAACUGGCCGACUUCGGCACCUGCAUGAAAAUGGACAAGUCUGGUAUGGUUCGUUGUGAAACAGCGGUUGGAACCCCAGAUUACAUUUCUCCAGAGGUGCUGAUGUCGCAGGGUGGAACUGGUUAUUAUGGACGGGAGUGUGACUGGUGGUCCGUAGGAGUCUUCAUUUAUGAGCUACUGGUUGGUGAAACUCCAUUUUAUGCUGAGUCACUGGUGGGAACGUACGGCAAGAUCAUGAAUCACAAAAACAGCCUGACCUUCCCAGAUGAUACUGGGAUGUCCAAAGAAGCCAAAGACCUAAUCUGUGCCUUCUUGACUGACAGGGAGACGAGGCUCGGCCAGGCGGGAGUGGAAGAGAUCAAACGUCAUCCCUUUUUCAAGAAUGACCAAUGGACCUUUGACACGAUACGGGACACCAUGGCUCCAGUAGUGCCCGAGUUGAACAGUGAUAUUGACACAAGUAAUUUUGACGACAUUGAGGAUGAUAAAGGUGACGUGGAAACAUUCCCACCUCCACGUGCCUUCGCAGGAAAUCAGCUACCCUUCGUGGGCUUUACCUACUUCAGAGAAAACCAGUUGCUGGGCAAAAAACAAACCAGUAUUGAGAUUGACUAUAAUGAUUUAACGGAGAAGGAACAUCUUUUAGACAAAUCUGAGUCUGAUGAUGCUCAGAAGAAGCUGAAGAAGUUAGAAGAAAAUUACAAACGUGAUACUCAGGCCAAGGAUGAACUGGAAAGCAAAUGCAGAUCUGCCAAUGAGAAGCUAGAUAAAUUGUCGAAGGAUCUUGAGGAAGAGAUUAGUGCAAGGCACAAAGUGGAGGAAUCCUUAAGAAAGUUGGAGAGAGAGAACGCUCUGCUACAGCACCAGAACACAGAAAGCCUCAGGAAGAGUGAACUCGAGACAGAACGUAAACGAGGCUUAGAAAGCGAAGUGAACAGUCUAAAAGAACAGCUGGCCGAGCUAAAGAAGAAAAGCCACAACUCACAGAUCUUGACCGAGAAAAACAUCCAACUAGAGAGACAGCUAGAAGAGGUGAAUGCAAAGCUGAAGUCAGAGGUUGAGGAGUCUGGUCGUGUGAGAAAAGCUCAGGCCGAGGCGGGGAGCAAGGCCCAACAGCUGGAGCUUUCUCUGAGGGAACUGCAGCAGAAGCUGAACCAGGUGGAGAGUAGUCGACUUAACCUAGAGCAGGACAACCUUAACCUGCAGAGCACCAUCGAGACAGAGAGAAGGGAGCGCAGCCUGAGCUCUGAGACCAUCACUGACCUUCAGGCUCGUGUUUCGAGUCUGGAAGAAGAACUGAAGCAGACCAAGAACUUGCUCUCUAAAGCCGAGGCUGAGAAGCGACAGCUGCAGGAGGAACUCACCAUCCUGGAAAAGGUGAGAAGUCAGCAGGAGAUUGACCUCUCCUUCAAGCUGAAAUCCAUUCAGCAGCGCUUGGAGCAGGAGGAAGAGGAGCACAAAGCUACGAAAUCCCGCCUCGCUGACCACAGCAAGCUUAACCAGACCAUCGAAGAGGCCAAGUCUGAAGCGCUGAGAGACAUGGAGCGCAAGCUGCAGGACGAGCGCUCGGCUAAGCAACAGCUGGAGAAUAGCCUGAUGCUGUUGGAGAAACAUCAUUCAGUGUUAGACUGUGACUUCAAACAGGCACAGCAUGAACUGCAAGAGCUGCGCUCACACAAGAACAAACUCACUGAGGAGGUGGAUAUUCUAACUGUGCGUGUAGAACAGGAAACCCAGCGGAGGAAUCUGUCUCAGGCUGAUCUGAAGGCCCAGAGGCAGGAGGUCAGUGUACUGCUGUCCUCGGAAAAACAACUUAAACAAGAACUCAACCACCUGCUGGAGCUGAAACUCAGUCUGGAGAAACACAACCAGGAGAUGUGCAGGGACAGAGAAGCAGCUGAUGCACAUCUGAAGGAGAUAAAAGACCAGCUGGAAGCAGAGCAGUAUUUUACAAAACUGUAUAAGACGCAGAUACUGGAGCUAAAGGAGGAAUGUGAUGAGAAGACUAAAUUGUACCAGGAUGCUCAACAGAGACUGGAGGAUCUACAAGAGGAAAGGGACUCCUUGGCUGAACAAUUGGAGACCAGCCUGACCAAAGCAGACUCGGAGCAACUGGCACGUUCCAUUGCUGAGGAGCUGUACUCAAAUCUGGAGAAGGAGAAGAUCAUGAAGGAGCUCGAGAUCAAGGACAUGAUAGCCAGACACAAACAGGAGCUAAACGACAAAGACAACACCAUCAGCUCGCUUGAGGAGUCUAACCGCACACUGACCAUGGAUGUAGCCAAGCUAGCCAGUGAGAAAGAGGAACUCAAUAACCGACUCAAAGAACUUCAGCAGCAGCUACAGAAAACCAAAGAGGAGGAGAAACAGGUCAUUGUUAUGAAAGAUUCUUAUGAGAAGCAUCUUCAGUCUGAGAGAACUCUCAAGAUCCAGGCAGUAAACAAGCUGGCUGAGAUCAUGAACAGAAAGGAUCUGGUGCGUGGCGGGCAUCGUGGCGAUGAAGGAGAGCUGAGGAGGAAGGAAAAGGAAAAUAGAAAGUUGCAGCUGGAGCUGCGCUCUGAAAAAGAGAAGCUAAACAGCACUAUCUUUAAAUUCCAGAAAGAGAUCAACGAUAUGCAGGCUAUGAUAAUGGAUGAGUCGCAAGUACGUGUGGAGCUGCAGAUGGCUUUGGACAGUAAGGACAGUGAUAUUGAGCGUCUGCGAAGUCAGCUAACGUCACUCAGCAUCCACUCCUUAGAUACGACCAGCAUCAGCAGUAUGGGCAACGAUCCAGAUAUCGACGAACCUUACCCAGUGCGCAUCACACACUCACAAACCUCGGAGUCCAUGUCAUUCACGUACCAGCGAAGCUCAAAGCGGGUGUGUAUUGAUACCCGGCCGAGCCGCGUCGCCUCAUUCUUCCGCUCGGACAGCGAAGAGCAGGAGGAUAAGGAAGACCAGCGUCGGCCUCGUCUGGCCCUCUGUGAGGGGCUGGCGGACUCGGAGCCUGCAGACUCCAGUCUGGAGGGCUGGUUAUCCCUUCCCAGCAAAAACUCCAAGAGAUUUGGAUGGGAUAAAAAGUAUGUGGUAAUGAGCAGUAAGAAGAUCUUGUUCUACAACUCAGAAGAAGACCGUGAGCAAUCCAACCCAUUUAUGAUACUCGACAUAGACAAACUGUUCCAUGUUCGACCUGUCACUCAGACUGACGUUUACCGUGCGGAUGUCAGAGAGAUCCCACGCAUUUUCCAGAUACUUUACGCUAAUGAGGGUGAGAGUAAGAAGGAUCAAGAAAUGGUCAUGGAGCUUUCACCGGCUGAUAGGUCAUCCUGCAUCCCCCACAAAGGUCAUGAGCUCGUGCCCACGCUCUACCACUUUCCCUCCAGCUGUGAGGCUUGUCCUAGACCCCUCUGGAACGUCUUCAAGCCCCCUCCAGCAUUGGAGUGCCGGCGCUGCCAUGUCAAAUGCCACAAAGACCACCUAGACCUCAAGGAGGAAGUGCUAGCUCCUUGCAAAGUGAACUAUGACAUAUCCACGGCUAAAGAGCUACUGCUGCAGGCCAGUUCUGCCGCCGAACAGCAGAAAUGGAUCAGUCGACUUCUCAAGAGAAUCCCACGUAAACCAACAACACCAAGUGUGGCUAUUACAUAUGCAGUCCCUCAGGAAAGUCCUGUAGGGUCACCCCCAUUGACUUCACCUCGUCUUUCCCCUCGGAACUCACCCAAACUUGUUCCCAGAGGAGCCAUUAGAGUGCACAGCAGAGGCCCACCACCUUCCACCAAGCCCAGCAUGAUAGAGUUUGACCUGAAGAACUGGGGUUGGGCUCUUCUUGAUGAUGAUCAUGAUGAUGUGUUUGACUUCUGAGGAUGUGGGAGACUGCAGGCCAACCAUGAUGGACACACGGAACAGAGCCUUACAUGGCACAUGCCUCAGCAAGGACAAUGCAGACAGAAAUUUCAUGUCACGGGUAUUGAAGGUACCCUGCAAUUUACCUCUGCAACAGACUGGCACGCCACAUCAAACUGGAGAGCAAUUUGUGACUUUUGACAGGCUUGGCUUUUUAUAUCUGCCGUUAUAUAAAACGCUCCGGCGACGUCCAUGUUACAGGGUGAAAAAUAUAAGUAUUAAGUCCAUGUCUGGAUUUGUGUGUGAUCGUGUGUGAAUUAAUAAUUUUGCCAUACGAUGUUCUGAACUUGUGUAAUCAAGUAUUAUAUCUAUUUCUUUAUGGGAAACAUACGUUUGUGAACACUCCAUUUGUAUUAUUGUGGAAUAUUUUAAUGCAAAUGAUCCGGAGCCAGACUGUGUGGUGUAUUUGAAGGAAAUAAUGCAGACAGUUUGCUGUUUUGUUUCAGUGGAAUUACAUUGCACCUUUUAUGUACGCACUACACCAUUACACAUCACAAUAGAUUUUCCAUCUAUUUUGUAAAGGUAGACAUAAGGACCAUUGACUAAGGCAUUGUUAAUUAACCUUAACCCACUAAAAGGAUUUAUUUUAAGUAAUAAAUGCUUUAAUGAAAUUGCAUAUAUGUCCAUGCACCACCACCAAUCCAAUCAAAUAAACUUG